CUCAAACCCUGCAGUGUUGCCAUGUGUGUGUGUGUGUGUGUGUGUGUGUGUGUGUGUUCAGAGCUGUGCAGAGAGCAGAGACCAUCACAAUCACUGAUGACGUUUACAUCCAGAGGCGCUUAUAGACCCGAGUUAGAGGUUUAACAUCAUUAAACCAACAUGGGAGUAAGUGACAUUAUGAGGCUGGAUGCGAGCUCGGUUUGGCUGCUGCUCUCGGGGGUGUUGCUCGCAGCUGCCAUCUUUUGUCUCUACAGUCUGAUUCUCAGACAUUUAGUGAAGACGACCGUGAGGAACAAAGUGCUGCUGAUCACAGAUUCACUCUCAACACUUGGACACGAGUGUGCAAAACUCUUUCACGCUGGAGGAGCCAGACUGAUCCUGUGUGGAAGUAACUGGGAAAAGCUGGAGACUCAAGCUGAGAGACUGAUGAGUGAAUCGGAUCCAACACUUACAUUUCCACCCAAACUAGUGGAGCUGGACUUCAGUGACAUGGAGAGCGUUCCUGGGGUGAUCUCUGAGGUCCUGGACUGUUACGGCUGUCUGGAUGUUCUCAUCUUCAAUAGCAGCAUGAAGGUGAAGGCUCCCGUACAGUGUCUGUCCCUCCAGAUGGACAGGAUCGUCAUGGACGUGAACUACUUUGGGCCGAUCACGCUGCUUAAGGGUGUUCUCCCGUCACUGAUCUCCAGAAGAACAGGCCACAUUCUUCUAGUCAACAGCAUUCAGGGGAAAAUGACGGUUCCCUUCCGGGCCACCUAUGCUGCCUCCAAACACGCCGUUCAGGCUUUCUUCGACUGUCUGCGGGCUGAGGUUCAGGAAUAUGGGAUAACCAUCAGCACCGUCAACCACACCUUCAUAAAAACUCCCAGCACAAUCUCAGCGGAAGAAAUCACAGCAAAAACCAAGUGGACAGCAGACUUCAAAACCAAGUCUGUUGGAGUGACUCCUAAAGAGAUGGCCACUGAGCUCCUGAAGACUCUGAGCAGCAAGAAGAAGGAGGUUUUGAUGGCCCGCUCCAUCCCUAAAGCAGUUCUCUAUGUCAGAUCUCUCUUCCCCAACCUGUUCUUCGCCAUCAUGGCAGCAGGAGUCAGAAACACUGCGGCUGUGGAGACGUCUGGUGACUGAAGGACAAUGGGUUGAUUAGAGUUCAUCUACAUUGUAUACAAUUAAAGAAUGCUGCACUGUGCUGCAGUAUUAAAACAAAAUCUAUCUAUCUAUCCAUUCAUCCAGGGGUCAUGCAGGGGGAUGUUGUCAGUGGUGUUGGUCAGAUGAGACAGAUAAAUAAAUAUAUUUUUAGCGCC
This is a messenger RNA of Puntigrus tetrazona (Sumatra barb), 1298 nucleotides long. RefSeq names its product dehydrogenase/reductase (SDR family) member 7Ca (gene dhrs7ca). Gene Ontology annotation, biological process: regulation of release of sequestered calcium ion into cytosol by sarcoplasmic reticulum. Gene Ontology annotation, cellular component: sarcoplasmic reticulum membrane. The coding region runs from base 160 to 1122 and encodes 320 amino acids. Lineage: Eukaryota; Metazoa; Chordata; Actinopteri; Cypriniformes; Cyprinidae. Gene Ontology annotation, molecular function: all-trans-retinol dehydrogenase (NAD+) activity. The transcript is spliced from 8 exons. The record is from RefSeq and is a predicted model, not a curated record.